Messenger RNA from Drosophila rhopaloa, 5743 nucleotides. It is a transcript of the gene sfl, whose product is annotated as bifunctional heparan sulfate N-deacetylase/N-sulfotransferase. Gene Ontology annotation, molecular function: heparan sulfate N-sulfotransferase activity; deacetylase activity. Lineage: Eukaryota; Metazoa; Arthropoda; Insecta; Diptera; Drosophilidae. The record is from RefSeq and is a predicted model, not a curated record. The transcript has 6 exons. Bases 1251 to 4370 code for a protein of 1039 amino acids. Gene Ontology annotation, cellular component: Golgi apparatus.
UUGUUUUCAUCGCAUUUGGUGGUCGGCAGCGGACGAUUUUUUGCUGCUCGCGAGGCCAGCAUAUUAAUUAAAAUGCAAUAAAAUGUUCUCAAACCAAUUCGGUUGAUAGCGCGAACCACAACAUAGCACCGCGCGAUAGGUCUAUAAUCGGAUUUCCUCAUCUGCGAGUUGCGAAAGCCAGAGUUCGGAAGCCAAAAACAAAACGCGAGUGGAAAUUUCGAUUUUUGUAUUGUUUGUUGCCAUGCAUGAAACGCUUGUGCAAAAUGGGCAUCAGUAGACUUUACCGAUGAUGAGUAUUGGCGAUGUAUUUAGGCGAGAAAUAUAAUUAAUUUAUUUGUUUAUUUGAGCGUGCAGCGGCUUGCCAAAUUCGUCGCUCUCUUUCUGCUGUUUCGACUCUCUUCUUUACGCGCCUUUCAUUCAGUCGCGCUCGUGUGUGUGGGUGUGCGUGUACGAGUGACGUAAACAAAUGCACAAAAGCGAAAGAGUGCAAGAAUUUGAAAAAUGCGAUUGUAGAUUCACGUGCCAAAAAAUAAAAGAAAACAAAAGAAAAGAGGGCAACGAAAACAACUCAAGCAGCAACAAAUUGACAACAGUAUAUUGUUUUCGGAUCUCUGUUUUGUGCCCCGUAUUCGUUGCAUUUUCCUGGCUCAGCUGUGCAAUUUCGCCUUGGUGUUAGUGAGCGCAACACGUUUGUGUGCGAGUGGGAGAGAGCGAGCGAGUGAGCGAGAGAGAGUGUAACUCCUCUGCCAGCGUCGCUGCCUCAGUCGGCGUCGGCAGCGUGCGUCAUUGAUGCGACAGAUAAGAAGACGCCCCACUGGAAUGAAUGGCAGUCAAUGGCUGAUUGUGAGUGGACAGUCUGGAACUGGGUCUCUUCCGUCUUUAUAUGACUGAUAAUGGCCGUCUGCCCUGUCCGAAACAACAAUUGCAACAUCAGUGCGCCACAAUGGCCAAACAAAAUGAAUAUUUGAAAAUUUGGAAACAUAUCAAGUGGCGAAAUGAAAAGUAAACAAAGCGAAAAGAAUAUUAUAAAAACGAGAUUUAUGCGAAAGAACGUAAAAAAUAUACAUAUUUAUAGAAUAAACUGGACAACUGAAAAUAAACAUUCAUGCAACGGAAUCGAAGUGCCAUAGUGAAAAGCGAGUGUUUGCAAUUUGUUCGCUCUGUUUAGUCAAUAUAGAAAUCGAAGGACAUAUCGCCAAUUAAAUAGAUAUAUAGAGUACCACCGAGCAGCGAGGCAGAGCGGCGACAAUAUGACAAUAUCGGGAAGCAUUCAACAUAAUAACAAUGCAAAUCGCAAAUAUGAAAAACUCAUUAAGCAGCCGCAGAUGCAAUUUGGAACGUCCGUGACCGGAACGCAAACGGAUGUGGAUUCCAGCCGAGUUGCGGAUGCGAAUGUCGUCGGCCAGGACUUUAGCAAUUUCAAUAAGCAUUUCGGCAAUGGUCAUGUCAUCACAGAUCGCACAAUGCUGCUGCCUUUGGAGGACGAUGUUGCCAACGCCGCCGGCAUUGUCACGUACAAGGGUAAAUCGAAUGGGAACGCGAAUGGGAACGUCAAUGGCAACGGGAGUAUCAGCCUGGAGUUCGACGGCAGUCCUACCUCAUCAACGUCAAUUGGCAUGGCCGGCAGUAGCAGCACCCACCUGGCUGGCGGAGGACUCGGUGGCAACGAGCCAUCGGGUUGGAUGUGCCAUUGCUGUAAUUUAAUUGCACGUCGCUGCUUUGGCAUCAACGUGCGACGCUGUGUCUUUGCGCUCCUGGCCAUUACGGUGGUUAGCAUUUUCUACUACACGCAUUAUGUCGAUACGGGCGUGUUCAAUGGUCUCAUCCAACGUGACACUCAUCCCGCUCCCAUCAUCAACUGCCGCAUGAUCAACUCGGGCGGCAAGCACAUCCGGGAUGCCUCACCAGCUCCCGACCAUCGUUCCGAGGCUCGAUUGCGGAUCGAUCCCAAGGUCCUCGUUUUCGUGGAGACCACAUAUUCCGGACUGGGCAGGGACAUUGCCGAGCUGCUCGUCUACAAUCGGAUCAAAUACAAAAUCGAGGUGGCGGGCAAGAGCCUACCGGUUCUCACAAAUCUGGAUAAAGGCCGCUAUGGAGUGAUUGUAUUUGAGAACCUAGACAAGUACCUCAAUAUGGACAAGUGGAAUCGGGAGCUGCUGGACAAAUAUUGCCGGGAGUAUUCAGUGGGAAUUGUUGGUUUUGUCAGUCCCAGCGAGGAAACCUUAGUGGGCGCACAGCUCCGUGACUUUCCUCUGUUUGUGAACACGAAUUUGAGACUGAGGGAUGCCAGCUUGAAUCCUUCGUCAUCAGUGCUUCGAUUAACUCGGGCAGGUGAAACGGCUUGGGGGGCUUUACCUGGAGAUGAUUGGGCUGUUUUCCAGCACAAUCACAGUACGUAUGAGCCAGUGGAGUGGGCGCAACGAAACACCCAAGAAUAUCCAGCGGAUAGUGUGGGUCAGGUGCAGCUUCCCUUAACUACUGUUCUCCAAGAUCGAGGACAGUUCGAUGGAAUACAAAGAGUGCUCUUCGGCAGCAGUUUGCGGUUUUGGCUUCAUCGCUUGGUCUUCCUGGAUGCUCUGAGCUAUCUAAGUCAUGGUCAACUAAGUCUGAAUCUGGAGCGCAUGAUUCUCGUGGAUAUAGAUGAUAUAUUCGUGGGAGAAAAGGGCACAAGGCUGCGACCAGAUGAUGUUAGAGCACUAAUAGCCACACAGAAAAAUAUAGCAGCCAUGGUUCCUGGCUUCCGGUUUAAUCUGGGAUUCUCAGGAAAGUACUACCAUCAUGGCACGAGGGAGGAAAACCUGGGAGAUGAUUUCCUUCUCCAGAACGUGCAAGAGUUCAACUGGUUCUCGCACAUGUGGAAGCAUCAGCAGCCGCAUUUGUAUGAGAACCUAACCCUCCUGAUGGCAGAAAUGCACUUAAACUACGCCUUUGCCGUGGAUCACAAUAUACCCACGGAUUCGGGUUACUCCAUAUCACCACAUCAUUCGGGUGUGUAUCCCGCCCAUGAGUUACUGUAUUUAGCAUGGAAGAAAGUGUGGAACGUGAAGGUUACGUCCACGGAAGAGUAUCCUCACUUGAGACCCGCUCGUUUGAGAAGAGGAUUCAUUCAUCGCAAUAUAAUGGUGUUGCCGAGGCAAACGUGUGGCUUAUUCACACACACCAUGUACAUUGAUCGCUAUCCGGGUGGUAGAGAUAAACUGGAUGAGUCUAUACAGGGCGGUGAACUCUUCCAGACUAUAGUGUAUAACCCCAUCAACAUCUUCAUGACGCACAUGUCCAACUACGGAUCGGAUCGUCUGGCCCUGUACACAUUCCAAUCGGUGAUCAAGUUCCUGCAAUGCUGGACCAAUAUCAAGUUGGCCUCGGCUCCACCCGUUCAGCUGGCCGAGAUGUACUUCCGGCUGCAUCCCGAGGAGGUGGAUCCCGUGUGGGGUAAUCCCUGUGACGAUGUGCGGCACAAGAAGAUCUGGUCGAAGACCAAGAACUGCGAAUCGCUGCCAAAGUUUCUGGUCAUUGGUCCGCAGAAAACGGGCACUACUGCUUUGUAUACAUUCCUAUCCAUGCACGGCAGUAUUGCGAGUAAUAUCGCCAGUCCGGAAACCUUCGAGGAAGUGCAGUUCUUCAAUGGGAAUAAUUACUAUCGGGGACUGGACUGGUACAUGGACUUCUUCCCCUCGGAAACGAUGCCGAAUUCGAGUUCUCCGAUGCCCACGCAACUGGGAUCGCCACGCUUUAUGUUCGAAAAGAGUGCUACUUAUUUCGAUGGCGAGGCUGUGCCAAAGAGAACUCACGCCCUGCUUCCUCAUGCCAAGAUUGUGACGAUUCUGAUAUCUCCGGCAAAGAGGGCCUACUCCUGGUACCAACAUCAACGAUCCCACGGAGAUGUUAUAGCCAAUAACUACAGUUUCUAUCAGGUCAUAACGGCAAGUGACUCGGCACCGAGGGCGCUGAAGGAUCUGCGCAACCGUUGCCUAAAUCCCGGCAAGUACGCCCAGCACUUGGAGCACUGGCUGGCCUACUAUCCCGCCCAGCAGCUGCACAUCAUCGACGGCGAGCAGUUGCGCCUGAACCCCAUCGAUGUGAUGAACGAGCUGCAGCGCUUCCUGAAAAUCCAGCCGCUGCUCGAUUAUUCAAAUCACCUGCGAUACGACGUGAAGAAGGGCUUCUACUGCCAGGCCGUCAGCGAGAAGCGCAAUAAAUGCCUCGGAAAGUCCAAGGGCCGUCAGUAUCCGACGAUGGAUGAGCGCAGUGCCAAGCUGUUGCAGCGAUACUAUCUGAAUCACAAUACGGCGCUGGUGAAGUUGCUCAAAAAGCUCGGCUCGCGGCCAAUACCGCAGUGGCUCAAAGACGACCUGUCCACGGGCACGUGAUAGCAGCUGUUCGGAGGAGCUGGCGGCGGCAUAGGAGGCAUUAAGUAUCGCAAAUUGCGGGCAAAACUCAGGAAACAGUUGCAUUGGCUGCAUCUGGCGGCCGAAAAUGUUGAAAGCGCUCAGCACCGACGACGUCACAACUGACAGGACGAAAAUGAGGCGGAAAUUCAAAGGAAAAACUAUCAGACCUGUUCUAAUUUUCACUUUCGGCGAGCUUUUGCGAAUGCAUGUUUUAUGAGUCAUAUAUCUAACGUCUGAUUUUGCCUAAUUUAAUAUAAAAAUGCACUGAAUAUAUGAGAUCAUAUUGUUUAAUUAUUGCAAAAUGUUUAAUUGUGAAAGUAAAAUAUUUUUGAUUUCUAAAUUUGUCAAUAUGUCUUGAACUCAUGUCGAUUUCAUUUUUAAAAAUCAUUUAAAUUUACAAUUAUUAAGGCAAUUUAAACUUCCUUUCCCUAUUUGAAUUAAUUAAAUCACGUUUUUAAAACCAAAAUUAAUUGGAGAGCAGUUUCGCAAGCUCUUGCCUAAAGUGGAUAGCAAAAAAGGCCCUGCUCACAAACAGCUUAAAAACAGCUGCUGUAGAAAAAAGAUAAAUUAAGAAGGAAAAAAUAACAUAAUUAGUCGCUUUUAACAUGCAUAAAUCUUUUUUGUUUGUUGCUAUUGCAGCUAAUUAAUGGAACUGCAGUUGUCAGCUGAAGUUGUACAGUGUAUGAGUGCGUAUCUGUGUGUUUAUCUGCGAACGUUGUGUAAAUAGGCGUGUGUGUGGAUGCUUGCGCAUUAUAAAUUAUCAUAAAUAAUAUCAUGAGGCAUCAUGAAUAAAUGCAUAAAUGCGCUUUGUUAGUUGUUUAAUGUUUAUUAGUUGAUAAUAGCGAAUUAAGCGCCUAAUUAAGUUUACGCAUAAUCCAGCACUUUCGUUAUUACCUCAGACACCGAUUCAGCUCUCCGCAUCCUAAAGACUUGAUCAAAUAACUUUUGACAACUCUAGAACACAUAACUACUACUACCCACAUGGCAGCUGCGAAAACUCCUGUGUACUUUAAGCAUUUUAAAUCCAUGCCAAAAGUGUAAGUUCGUUCCAGCAGUUAACGAGUGCUAUACAAAACACAUAUGUAUAUCGGAAUAGUACGUUAAGCAUAAGGCUGCCUCUAUCCCCUAAGUGUAUUAUAGAUGUUUUUAGCCUAAGCCUAGUGAGUAGACUUAAAAUGCGCUUGUCACAGGCCUCGAUGUAAAACUGUAAAACUCUAGUUGUAUUUUUAACGCAGCACUAAGCAAAGCUCUAUUGUAUAGUUGGAUAUAUGCGUAAAUGUAUGAGAACUAGUUCAAGUUUAGAUUGGUAAUGCGACAAUAAUAAAAGCGAAAAUUAUUGCAAGUGUAAAAUA